AACCAUGUUUCGUCUUCUGAGGUUUUGAUGGGUGUUGAUAUGCUACUCAUUGACGAGAAGGUAAUCACUCCUAAUUUUUGUUAACGCUUUCAAGAUGCCAGUUUUACAUAUCUGAUUUUUUUUUUCAUUUGCUUGUCUGCAACAGUCAACGCUUAUGUAGGGAUCCGUGAGUGCGAACCCUCUCAGCUUCUUCAGGGAGCGUUUCAGUAACAACAAUUUCUGAUUGUCUGAUGCUCCCCUCGCCAUUGAUGGCACUUCAUUUUAAGAGAAUGUACGGAUUCGCCGCGUCUUUGGCUGCUGGUUUGCUGCUCAUGUUUCUGUCUGUGAUCGUAUUUGUCAUCCCCAUCAAGUUUGUGCUGCUCUUCACAUUUGCAAAUGAGAAGCACAGACUUCCUCAUGGGACCUGAGCAACAGAUAAAUAUGAUGUUCGUAUCUACGCUACCUCUAUCUAUGUCAGAUGCAUCCUUCUUGCACUCAUUUUGCGCUCUCUUGAUCCACAGCAAGAUUUUGACAGUGAUUGCGAUCCUAUGCAAGACUUGUGCACUUAUGUGGUACAGCCUCAGUUAUAUUCCAUUUGCGCGAAGAAUGGUCUCUGAAAUAAUGAUCUGUCUCUGUGAUAACGAGCUAUAGUACACAAACUCGCAUUUUACUGGUCUCGAGAAUUUGAGAGAUGAUUUUAAAAAAAAAAUUGUUUGACCUGAUGAGGUGGUUUGCGCAUGAAUCAAAAGUAACGCAACUGGAGUUUCUUUUCUUUUUUGAGGGCUUGAAGCUCUUGCGUGUGUGUACUUCUAUUACUUCAAGCUCUUUUGCACUCACUUGACAUUUGUUUGAUAAGAGAUUACUUAUUCAUAUAAUCCCUCGGAGUUCUCAUUUUACCCAUCCCUUUUAUACAGUUUAUAUUUUUGGUUCAUACACAAUACCCUGUGAUAUGCUUUUCUCUUCAAAAAAAUAUAUGCCUAAUCUUUUACUACUCUAUGGUUCAACUUUCCUAAUAAAAAAAGCGAAGACAAUAAUGCCUAGAUACUAGAUAGGCCUUUCUUUAGUGACAACGAGAAACAACAUCAUAUUCUCUGCAUUAUAAGUUCUUAAUGUAAAAAAAAAUGAAAUAGGGAACACUAAUCCAAACGACCGCACUUAAUGUCCAAAAAACUGAAUAAAUUAUAUUAACUACUCAAUUAACUACAUAAUAUAUAUCUAUAAAUAGGUUACAUAUGCUUUCACUUUGGCAACGACCACGACCAAAUACCAAACAAAAAUGCACACUAAACACCAAUUCACACAUUGAAAACUAACCCAAAAUAUAUAAAGAGAAGUCAUUUCAUGAGUAUCACGAUUCUCAGGAAUAAUCGUCUUUAACAUCAACAUCGGUACUAGCAGAAGCAGUCCAAGAAUUUUGGGUUUACAAAAAUACCAAUUUAAAUUCUUUAACGGUCCAACCCCUAACAUCGAUAGAUAACUAGAGACAACAACUUAAAGACAAUAUUUCUUUUGGCCGAUAAUGUGUUGAUCCCCUACUUCAAAGCAUGCAGAAGUAUUUUCAAAACAACAACACAAACUUAGGUUUCAACAUUUCCAAACAAAAACGGUUGGUUCAUACAACAAUGACAUUUACUUAUACAGCACAACAUUAUUAUGCAAAGAACUGCCUGGUCCUGUAAUUUUCGAGGUCCCAUACAAAAUUAAAAUAAAAUAAAUAUCAUAACAUAUAUUAAAUAGAGAGGAAGAGAUAAGCAGGUAGAAAAAAUUGGGGGAUCAUGAAAAGAAAAUUUGUACUUUUGGGUGGUUUUGUAAAAAAGUGUGUAGUCUAAGUGGGAUUAAAAUAAGGUUUUAUAUACGUACAAAAGGUUUUAUGCAUUCCUAUUAUCCAAAGAACAUGACCGGUCAUGAGAUUUUCGAAGCCCAUACAAAACAUAUAUUACUUAAUUAUUGAAAUUUGUAUUUAUUGUAAUACUUUCUUUUUUUUUAAAUGACCUACUAGAUUUUGACCCGCGCUUUUAAGCGCGGGUUAUUUUUCAGUCGAUAAAAAUAUAUGAUAUGAAUUGGUAUUUUAGUCUUGUUAUACAUUAUUAUGUUACAAAUUUUAUUAUAUCAAAAAAAAUUAUUAUUUUUAUUUAAUUAGUUAAUCGAAUUAUAUUUUUAAUCGUUUGAUUACUUUUUUCAAAAAAAUUAUAUGGAUUGAUCAGACUCAGUGCGUCUAUUAUUUUAAAAUAAAUUAUUUUCAAUUAGAUGAGAACAAUACUUUUAUAUCAAGUUUGGACCCGUCGUCGAACCAGUAAACACGAUGACUUGUACAUAAGCUGGUUUAGAUUUAAUGAAAACUCGUUAAUUUAAAGCAUGCAAACUUC
Molecule: messenger RNA, 2345 nt
Organism: Brassica rapa (field mustard)
Lineage: Eukaryota; Viridiplantae; Streptophyta; Magnoliopsida; Brassicales; Brassicaceae
Product: vesicle transport protein SFT2B-like
Biological process (GO): vesicle-mediated transport
Cellular component (GO): membrane
Source: RefSeq, a predicted model, not a curated record